Molecule: messenger RNA, 558 nt
Organism: Cydia amplana
Lineage: Eukaryota; Metazoa; Arthropoda; Insecta; Lepidoptera; Tortricidae
Gene: strat
Product: guanine nucleotide exchange factor MSS4 homolog
Exons: 2
Coding region: 121-483 (120 amino acids)
Biological process (GO): small GTPase-mediated signal transduction; post-Golgi vesicle-mediated transport
Cellular component (GO): membrane; cytosol
Molecular function (GO): zinc ion binding; guanyl-nucleotide exchange factor activity
Source: RefSeq, a predicted model, not a curated record
UCACGUCUUAACUGUGUCGUACCGGUUGGGAAUUAUUGCAAUAACUAUUUUAUUUGCAUAAAACUUUUGAACAAGGCCAAUUGUAAUUGAACUACUAUAUCGACACACAAAUCCCUAACCAUGGCUGACGUAGAAAACAAGGAAGAUCUCGUUGAAGACGGAAAAAACAAAAUGAAUGUUAAAUGCAAAUUCUGCAGUUCUAAAAUUCUAGACAAGAAAUCUGCGAAUUAUAUCACGCAAGAGAUGGCUCUGCCUCUAAUGCAACAAGAUAACAACCGUAAGGAGGGCGAGAUCCAGAACGAAACAGUGAACGAGUUCUAUCACGUAGAAAACAUGUAUACGUUUGAGAAUAUUGGUUUUACACACACAGUCGACAACUACAAAUACCUGAGUUGCGCGGACUGUGAUGCUGGGCCGGUGGGCUACUAUGACAUGAAUACUAAGCACAGCUAUGUGGCUUUGUCAAGAAUUGUACAUUCUUAGGUAGUUUUUAUUUAAAUUAGAUGCUAAUGUCAUUAUAAUCUUGAAAAUUAUGGAAAGGGAGAGGAUAUCAAAAGU